This is a messenger RNA of Nasonia vitripennis (jewel wasp), 3556 nucleotides long. Its product is annotated as probable basic-leucine zipper transcription factor H. The transcript is spliced from 3 exons. The coding region runs from base 472 to 1803 and encodes 443 amino acids. NCBI's taxonomy places the organism in Eukaryota, Metazoa, Arthropoda, Insecta, Hymenoptera, Pteromalidae. The record is from RefSeq and is a predicted model, not a curated record. Gene Ontology annotation, molecular function: DNA-binding transcription factor activity. Gene Ontology annotation, biological process: regulation of DNA-templated transcription.
AGACCCGGGGAACAGACUUAGCUGUGGCCCACUCGUGCCACCUUGCGCCUGACCCGUUUAUCACCGGCGCUUUUCGUGUCGCGCAGACUCGCAGCUCGCUGCCGCGACUCAGUACCACUUCAGCCGUCGAACGGUGAGCAGCUCGAAAGUUUUGCUCCGCAAAUCGCAGAAGAGAAAGUAUCAAAACAAAGCACAACCGACAGCCCACAAGUCAAGGGAGAAGAGUGACUUUUCAAGCAAGCAUUUUUUACCGAGUCCUCAUAUAGCUACGCACGACAGCGAAGCAGAAUACAAGACGACAAAGUGCCAAAGUCGGAUCGAAGCCGAGGCAGUGCAGAAGAUUCUCGAAUCUCCAGAGAGAAGGGUAUAAAAAGAGACUUCAAGACGACGAGAACGAAGAUUAUCACCGCAACCACGACGGGUAACUCACGUAAGCGCAGUGGGGGCCGUACAAUCGCAGAUGUCAACGAGAUGGCGUCGAAAAGACAGCACAUGAUCGACUACGCCGAGGACAGCUACACGGACGACGAGGACGAGAUGGACCUCGACGACCAUCAGGAACAGAUGCAGGAGAACCGUCCGAGAGUCGGUAGGCCGCGAAAGACCAGCGUCACGACCAAUUCCUCGAUGGAGACUCUCACCAAUCACGGCAAAGCCGAUAACAUCUCCAUCAACGAUGGCGGUGCGUCCACAGUGCGCCGACGGGGCAGAGGUCCCUCAAAGAGGCCCUGCCUCAACAGGAACGCCCUGAUGGCGCGCGAGAACCGCCAGCGCAAGAAGGAAUACAUCGAGAGGAUCGAGAGCAGGCUCCAGAUUUGCCAGAAGGAAAACAUGGAGCUCAACACGACGAUCAAGCAGCAGGCUAUCGAGAUAAAGAGACUGAACAGCGAGGUCUCCUAUCUCAAGACGGUGCUGAGCAACAAGUCGCGGAUCACCUCGCUGCUCCAGGCGAUGAACGAGAGUCUCCAGAGGAUGCACGGUGACGAGACAAACAACGCGGCCUCCAAUUUUCCAGGCGCCGCUGCGAACAGCAGUGCUCCCGUCGUCAAGCCGAACGGAAGUGGUCUUGCCUGCAAACCUUCCGUGGACGUCCUCAACUGGAUUACCAGUGGACAAAACACUUCCUCAAAGACAAACAAUGUGUCUAUGCCUCUCUCAGGGUCAACAAAUAACUGCUCGGAAGUUUUUCGAGAUGACAGCCGAGGGCCAGUCUAUGGACAGAUGAACAACACAGUAAAAGUAGCCAGAAAAACAAUGCCUCUCAACAGUUGCCAAACAACCAAGGUAGAAAAUUCACACAGCAUAGAAAGCAUAGAAGAAGAUGAGAAGAGACUGUUACAAAAAUCCUCGCCGAACCCUGGUAGCUUUUGUGAGUAUCAAACGGGCAGAAGUUCAGCGGGACUAGAUAACCAGGUUCCUACAACGCCAAUGAGUGCAUCAAACUCUUUAAAGAAUGAGGCUAGCUUGUCCGAUACCGAAUACAGCCAGCUGUCAACUUUUAACGUUGACUUGUUUGAUAAUUUCGAAAGUGAGGUGGUUAAUCCCUUGCAACUUGAGCAAGGUGCACCAGACCUAUUUAAUGAGGAUACAUUGUUUCACACGUUAGACAAAGAUGCAGGCAUGUUAAGUAAUGACAUCAUUGAUCCACUGGAGAUCAGCAAAAUGUCUGAUGCCUUAAAUGAGAAAACAUUAUUUAAUAGUCUUGAAAACACUGGUGUAUGUCUCCACAUAAAUUCUAGCCGAGUUUCAUUAGAGUAUUGUUCAAUUUGCCAUAUGAAUAGUCUGAACAAUGAAUAUCAUUAGUAAUGGAGAGGAUUUUUGGUAUAUUCUAUUUAAGUCUCAUCUACAGAGCCAGAAGGAAGUCAAUAAAGGAGCAUCUGUGGCUAAGAAGAUUAAUCAGCGCUGGCACCAUAAAAUACACACAUAUAUUUACAUAUAUUAACCUAUAUUAUUUAUUUUAGUAGCUUAUUCACGGUCUGUAUAUCACAAACGUAACUCGUGGAUCUCUUAUGAACAACUAUUUUUAUCUCAGUUCCUUGUUUGAAAGCAGAGUUUAUGUAGUUACAACUGUAAGAUAAUCGCGAUUUUUGUUACCUUUUUUUAAAAAUUAUUCGUUGAAGAAAAUUGAAUUUUUAUAUUUUUGAUAAAGUUGUUUCGUGAGCGAGCGUUAGUAGUAUGAAAAGUAGAUGAAAAAUUGGAUAGACAAAAAAGUCUAUUUUUUUAAUACAGUCAGAAUUGCUAUACUAUUUAUUUUCAAACCAAAAAGUGUACAUAAAGAUAGAAUUUUCCUGAAUUGGGAAGAAAAAGAUUACGAUCACGACUGUUUUGCCUAUUCAAUUUUUUAUAAAAAAAAUAUUUUAAACAUCCGUUACUUUCAACUAAGGUUUGUGUUACUUGUGAAAUUGAUGUAAUAUACGUAAGCUUGUUAGUUAAGACCUAGGUUAAGUCACAUUCUGUGAAACUCUUCUGAGUCUGUAAAAAUACUUUUACUUUUGCAGGGUAGCAGCUUGGUAUACAUGUUAAGGAGUGGCAGGCUAUUUUAAAUUAAGUGUUUGCAAUGUCAAAACGGACUUUAAUUGAGAAACCAUUGCCUGCUUUACCUAAUAAACAGUAUUGUGUUAUGUAUCAGGUUGAGUAUAAUAGUAUCAUCUACAGAUUUGAAAAAUUUGAAUAAGAUGUUUCUUAUGAACUGCCACCACGAAGAAGAAAAUGUUUAUACUAUUUUACAUUAUUUACAAAAACAAUUGUUUUAAAUACCAAGCUCUCUCUUUUUUUAUAUGACCCGAUUUUACGGGUCUUCACAUGGCUCUAUUGUUAUAAUCACUAGUUCACUUAAGUUUCAGCUGCCUCGGACAGACAGAAUAAUAGAUCACCUUUGGAUUUAUGGAGCCAUCGUUACAUAUAGACGCUGAUCAACCUUAAAACCAGAAUUAAAUUUAGAAAUUUGCAUCGAUAAAAGAGGAUUUUUAUCUGCAGAUUAUUAAUAGCUUUCACACUUUUACAUUAGAUCUGUAAAAGGUGACCAAAUCUAUAUCCUUUUUAUGCUUGGACAAAAACAAACAUAGGCACUCCUCAAAAUUUUAGUGUAAAACUUGCGUCUUAAAUUUUUUUUUAAUUUUUUUUUGAAGCUCAAAAAAAUUUUAAAUAAUGAUUUAAUGGUAAGUAGGCAUUGAUGAUGAGGGGUGUCCAUGUUUGAGCAUAAAAUGCAGGCCAAAGGAUUUCUGGUAUUAAGGCACCAGUCUAUUUAUGAUGAUGUUUUUUUAGUAUUUUUACAGGUCUCGGAAGAGUUUAUUAGACAUCAACAAUAAGUUGCAAACGGUCUUUUUACAAUAAAGACAAAACAUGAAAAUAGACAUAUGUAUAAAAACAGCCAUGUACUGUUUUAAGACCAAAUGCAUUUUUUUUGUAAUUUUAUUGGAAAAUUGGAGAAACAGAUCGGAAAGAAAUUUUUGUUACAUCUGAAUUGAAUUGAAGAAUUUCAUGGACAUAAAAUUACAAAAAAGCAAAGAAUGUCCAAACCUAUUUGUGAUAAAUAAACAGACAAGAACAAAAAAAA